Molecule: messenger RNA, 267 nt
Organism: Antrostomus carolinensis (chuck-will's-widow)
Lineage: Eukaryota; Metazoa; Chordata; Aves; Caprimulgiformes; Caprimulgidae
Gene: PSMD9
Product: proteasome 26S subunit, non-ATPase 9
Exons: 4
Biological process (GO): proteasome regulatory particle assembly
Cellular component (GO): cytoplasm; nucleus
Molecular function (GO): protein binding
Source: RefSeq, a predicted model, not a curated record
UUUGCCAAAGUGAACACGGUGACUGCAGGGUCUCCUGCCAGUCUCUCGGGGCUUCAGGUGGAUGAUGAGAUUGUGGAGUUUGGUUCUGUCAACGUAAACAACUUCCAGAACCUGCAGAACAUCGCGGCAGUGGUGCAGCACAGCGAAGGGCGACCCCUGAGCGUGACUGUGAUCCGCGGCGGCAAAAAAGUGCACGUGGGGCUGACUCCGAAGCGCUGGGCUGGGAAGGGUCUCCUGGGCUGCAAUAUCAUUCCCUUGCAAAGAUGA